Lathyrus sativus (Indian pea) is the source of this 648-nucleotide messenger RNA. NCBI's taxonomy places the organism in Eukaryota, Viridiplantae, Streptophyta, Magnoliopsida, Fabales, Fabaceae. The record is from the annotation of a GenBank genome assembly.
AUGUUGUGGAAUUUAUAUGCAAUCGGUUACAUUAUAAAUGCCGGAGCUUGCACAACUCUCAUCUCAGCAUUGAUGGGUGGGAUACUUCCACAGGUGAGUCACCUUAUGAAGACAUUGGGUACAUUAUCUGGCUACCUUUUUGAAUGCAACUACAUGCCGUUAUCUGAUUCUGAACACGACAACUGUUUAAUGACUCCUGACUCGGUUCUCGAACCGGCUGGUUUGAACCAGACUUCAUCUGGUUCAGGAGGAUAUGGUGGUAUGGAUUGUAGAACCACUCUUGCUUGCACUGCAACUACUGAGAUAAUUAGAAAGAAGAGAAGUGGUUGUUCAGCUUUUCGACCACCGUGUCGGCCAGCAUGCUCGUCGGGUACUGAGAAGCCAUUAUGGAAGAACAAUGGACGUUCUCCUUUAGGUUGGCUCACCUUCUAUAACAAGACAGAGAUUUUGGACAGACGAUGGCACAUUCUUGGCCUUGGUCAUAACUCAGGCGUUGAUCGAAAUGAGAUUGAGCAAGCUGUCGUUAUACACUAUGAUGGUAUUAGGAAGCCAUGGUUAGAUAUUGCAAUGGGCAGAUAUAAAAGUUAUUGGACCAAAUUUUUGAAUUUCGACCACCCUUUUCUGCAACAGUGCAAUCUUCAGGCAUAG